Messenger RNA from Paramecium sonneborni, 9295 nucleotides. The record is from the annotation of a GenBank genome assembly. Lineage: Eukaryota; Ciliophora; Oligohymenophorea; Peniculida; Parameciidae.
AUGCAAUUGAUUAAGUAAUUAAUAUAAUCAAAUAUAGACAAGUUGUAAGUGAGUGCAAGUUUUUCUCUUAUUAACCAAUCUUCAAUGUACCAAGAUUUGAGAUUGAAGAAUAUUUAUCUGAAUAUAUAAUUAAAUAACAAGAGAAUAUUGGAUAUGGGAUAUGGAUGAAAUAUUUACCAUUUAAAGAAAUUGAUGAUUAAUGUAUCAAUUAUUUUAUUAACAUUUAUAGCUAAUCGUUCUUCAUUAUAAUAUAAUUAUGCUAAUUAUUAAUAGAUAAUAUAAGGAGGACAGUUUAUAUAUUCUAUAGAAUAGAAAGAAACUAUGCAGAGUAUAAUGAUUAUUUCUGUAAACAUCGAUCCAAUAAGGGAAAUAAUUGAACAUCAUAUUGUUUAUACUUUUGAAUCAACAUCAAAUACUUUAUAAUUUACUUUUGAUAAUGAAAUAUAUGAAGGAUUAUGGAUUAUGUUUUUUGUUUAUAUUGAUGCAUUAUAAAAAAAAACAACAUUUGGAUUUUAUAAUGAAAAAUAAGGAAAAUAUACAAAAGUGAUACAUGAAAUACCUUUAUUUGAAUAAAAAAUAAAACAUAUUUAAGGAGGACUUUAUUAAUAUAUAGACUAAGGAUAAAAAUUAAUUAUAUUAAGUUAAUUUACUGGAAGAUUAUCUUAUGCUUUUACUUCAAAAUAGGAGGACAUUUUUAUUGACAUAAAUAAUUGUUUUAAUAAUUUUAUGAUGAAUUUUUAUUGUCCAUCUUGUUAUUAUGUUUUAACAAAUUAUAAUUAAGAAAUGAAAGGAAAUAAAUACAUAAAUUAGACAAUAAUUGAAUUAGAUUCUCCUAAAUAUGCAAUUCAUGGAUGGAUAAUUUUAAACUCAAUAAAUUAACCUUAUCUUGAGACUGAAAUUUUUAGAAUAACAAUUAAUAAAGAUUAUAAUGAUGAUCAUAAUUUAGGAGAUAGAGUUGCUCAUCUAAAAUAUUAUUAAAGUAAAAUUCCAGGAGAAAAUGGUUUUGAAAUUUCCACAUAUUCUUAUUAAUUUCCAGUUAAAGCAAGAUAUAAAAGCUAAGAAGCUGAUAAAAUACGAGAAUAUAAAGAUUACUAUUCAGAACUAUUUAUUUAAUGGCAUUACAUUUAGUAUGAAUUUGGAUCAGAAAAUAAUAAUGGAUAACCUUUAUUUUAAAUUUACUUUCCUUCAUUAAAUUUAAUUAGAACAUUUUCAUGGAGUAAAUCAAUAAGACAUUUUAAAGGAGUCUAGUUUUAGAUAUUUUUAGGUGGAGAUGACUAUGUUAAUUCCUAUAUGUAAGGAUUCAUAAGUGAAAUGAUAUUUACAGUUUUUUGUGAAUCAGUGCCAACAAUGAGUCCUCCUUGUCAUAUAACUUGUAAUACUUGUAAUGGUCCUACAAAAUAAAAUUGUCUGAGUUGUUCUGAAAAUAUGUUUAGAUAUUUAUACAAAGUUGAAAACUCUUGUUUAUGUUAAGAUGGUUACUAUGAAAAUGAUUCUGGAUCUUGCGAAUAUGUAAAUGCAUUAUUUCCUUAUAUAUCUAAAUAAGAAUUUCAGAUUGGAUGCCAUUUAGAAGGAUAUGAAAUUUGUGAUAAUGAUUAGAUAAUAUGUUCAUUUGGAUAUUUUAAGUAUAAUAAACGAUGUAUUUAAUGGUAAAAAUAUUCUAUAUUUUAGUCCAAAUUAUAAUGAUAUAAAUUCUUACACACAUUUCUAAUGUUUUAAUUGUAUUACAUCACCAUCUGAAUUUGCGUAAAAUUUUAUUUGUUAUGAAGAAGCUUAAACUUUUUAAUUCAAUUAAGACUUUAUUUAUGAUAUCAAAUAAAAAAAAUUAGAAAAAAUUAGCUAUUAUGAAAUAUCUGUUGGUUUAGAUUAAAACUUUGAAUUAAAGUUAUGUGUUAAUUGUAUUGGAAAAAACAAGUGUAAACCUGGUUAUUAUUAUUCAAAUAAUUAAUGUUAAAAAUGUAUAGAAGGUUGUUAAGCUUGUUCAAAUAUUAAUAAUUGUGAUUAAUGUUACUCAAAUUAUUAUAAAGAUAUUGAAAAUAACUGUUAAUUAUGUAAAAUUUGUGAAAGUUGUACUGCAUUUAGAGAUGAUAUCUAUUGUGUUACUUGUAAAGAGAAAUAAAUAUUAGUAAUUGCGACUUGCCUUUAUUGUGGAAGGAAUUGCAAUAGUUGCGAUGAAAAAUAAUACUGCAAUUAUUGUAUAGGAUCUCCAUAAGAAUAUUAUAUUUCUUUAGAUGGUAUCAAUUGUAAUAUUUGCUCUAUAGAUAAUUGUAUAUAUUGUUUUGAGUAUAUUGUAAACAACAACAUUUAUACAACUUCAUUAGAUAUUUAAUUUUCAAUAUUUAAUUCAGAUUUUCGUUAAGUUAAUUUAGGUUGUGCUUUAUGCAAAAAAAAUUACUUUUAUAAUUAGAUCACUUAAAAAUGUGAAUUAUAAUUAAGUUAAACUAAUUGUGACUUUGCUCUUAUCCUAAUAUCUAAUUUAGAACAGAAAUGUAUCAUUGGUUUGCAAAAUUCAGAUGCAAUUUAAGUUUCUUUUUGUUAAGAUAUUCAGUUUUGUUUAGAAUGUAUAAAUGAUUACAAUCCUAAUAAUAAUUUUUGUAUUGUUUGUGAAGAUGGCUAUUAUUCAAAUAUUUUAACAGGUUAAUGCAAUCUUUGUCCGAAUAUUUGUAAAACAUGUAUUUAAUAAAAUAAAAAAUAUCGAGAUUAUUGGAAAUGGAAUAUUAAAGCAUUUUAUAAGUUCUUUCUAAAUACUAAUAAUAAUCAUCCAUUUGAAGUCUUUGCGUCUGUACAAGCAGAAAAAGAUAUGGAAAUCAUAUGCACCUCAUGUCUUAUUGGUUAUAUUUUGAAUGAUUUUAAAUGUAUUUAAGACUGUCUUAAAGGUUGUUUAAAAUGUUAAAUAAUUAAUGGUAAAUCUACUUGUAUUUAAUGUCAAGAAACAUCUUCUGGUUUCUUAAAAAGUUAUAAUUAAUAUUAAAAUUGCUUAAAUUGUCCAGCCAAUUGUCUAGCCUGUUUAUAAAGAAAGGAAUCAGAAAUUGCUAAAAUUAAUCCCUAUUUUUUAUUAACUAGUUCUAAUUAAUAUUUAACAAGAAUUUGUUAUGAAAAAUCAUAGAAGAACACUGAAUAAAAUUCUUAUUAUUAUGAUUCUUUUACAUAAACUAUUACAACUUGUAAUUAAUAUUCAAAAUGUUAUAACAAAAUAAUUUUUAAAUAAAAUUUGUUUUGUGAGUAUUCAGAUUAUUUUUAGAAGAUGUCAUAAUCAAGUGAUUUAUAAUUUGAAAAGAACAAUUUACCUCUAGAUAGAUUUUUUUAUGAUUAUUACAUUAAUGCGUUUGAAUCUCCAUCAUUAUAUGACUAUUUAAAUCAAAUUUCAGUUAAAUAUGUCUCUUAUUAAUUCAUUUUGAUAUAAGGUAACACAGAAGAAUGUCUUAUAAAAGAUAAACUUAAUAUAUAUUCAACUUUACUACAAAAUGUAUUUUCUUUAUAGUAAAUUGAUAUAAGUUUUAUUGGAGAAAGGCAAUCUACAAAAUUAAAAAUUGAGUCAUAUGUUAAUUUGAGUAAUUACACAUCGGUAACAUUUCAAAAUAUUUAAUUUAACUUUGGUCAAAGCUUAUAAUCCUCUUCUGAUCACACUAUCAUUAACUUAUAUAAUUUAAAAUCAAACUUAAUCUUAUAAUUAAUAAACUGUAUUUUUACUACCUAAAAUGGUUAAAACAAAAACUACACUCUUUAAAUUAUUUCAAAUAUUCCAUAUUCACUACAAAUUGACAAUUUAAUUUUCAAAAAUUUUUAUAUUUUCUCCUCCAAUUUAUUUUAAUUUUUUGCUUCACAAAGUAAUAUGGAAAAUAAUUAUCUGAAUUUGAAAAAUUUAACUAUCCAAAAUUCAUUCUUUUUCAAUUCAACAUUAUUUAAUUUUAUUGCUAAUGUUAACAAUUUAAAUUAUUAUUCCAAUUUUUCCAAAAUUGAUAUAAUAAACAGUAAAUUUAUUUAAUCUAAUUUCAUUUUAUGUAGCAGCCUUUUAAAUUUUACAACAGGUAUUAUGUAUGUUAAUCAUUUAUGGUUAUAAAAUCUAUAAAUGAUAAAUAGAUCAAAUUUCUUUUAAUCAAAUUGUGGGAAAUUAGUGCAAUUGUAAUUAAUUUAGCUAGAUAAUUGCGCCUUUAUAGAUAACUCAAGAUUUUAUUCUUCAAAUAUCAUUAGAAUUCAAAAUUUAAUUUUUAAUAAUAGUUUUCUUCUUAAUAGUUAUUUAAUAAUAAAUAAUGUAGAUAAUACUAGGUAACAAGAAACUUAGAUUAAUACAUCCGAAAUUUUAAUAAAGUCUUGUUAAUUUCUGAAUAAUAAAUAUGAUAAUCCUCAAUAAAUCAUACUAAUCAAAUAAUAUUAAGAAACGACUCGUUUUUAACUUCUUUUGAAAAAUUUAUUGUUAUCUAAUAAUAGUCUAACUAACAAAUUAUAGCAAAAUUAAAUAUCAUAUUAUUAAUCCACAAUUUAUAUUGAAUGUUAAAUCUGUAUUAUAUAGAAUAUUCAAAUUUAAAGAGGGUAAGGAUUACCAGAAAUAAGCAUUCUUAAUUCUGAAAAUUUGAUGAUAAAAAAUUUCACAAUUUCUUAAGAUUAAUAAUAUACUUCAAAAACUUUGCAUACUUCAAUAGAUUGUGUAUAAAAGUUCGCAAUUAUGGAUUUAUAUUUCAUUCUUUAUAUUGGGCAAUACUAAAUUGUAUAGAUAGAUUAAUUUUAUAUUUAUAAUUGUUUAAGUUUCAAUAAUGCUUACAUAAUUUUAAAAGGUUAUGAAAUAAUGGAUAUAUAAAUAAAUGAGUCCAUAAUAAUUUAGAACUCUAAUUUUUAUGAUAAUACAUUAAUAAUUACUGAUGCUAAUAAAAAUGUUGCCCUAAUCUCUUUAAGAUCAUCACAAUAAUGUUAUAUAAAUAUUUCAAAUUCUAAUUUUGAAAAUAAUCAUUUAAAUGAAUAUUUUCAAGAUCUAACAAGCAUUUCCGCAAGUACAAUAUUUAUAACUCUAUAAUAAGGGUUUGCUUUUAUAAAGAAUUCCACAUUUCUUAAUAAUAGAGUUACAAAUUCAAGUGAUUCAAUUAUUUAUAUUAAAUCAAAGGUUUUGCAUAUAGAAGAGUUACAGUUUAUUAGCAACAGUAUAACAAAUCUGACUUCUAUUGUUAAAAGCUUACUUUUUCCUUUAACAUAGAAUAUAAGUUUAUUUGAUUUUGAUGCAGCAUUCCCAAUUAAAUCAAAUGGUGGAAAUGGAUAAUUUAUAGUCUAGGAACUAAUAAUCUAUAAUAUUAGUAUUAAUACAUCUAAUUCAUAAUUUGGAGGAGGGUUCUAUAUUGCUACAUAAGGAAUGAGCAUUAUUCAAAUAGCAAACUCUGUUUUUUUUAACACUUAAGCUCAGUUAUAGAAUUCUGCUUUUUCUAAAGGAGGAUGCCUCUAUAUUGAUGCUUCUUUGUCUUAAUUAACAUUUUCUAUUACAAAUUCAUCAAUUGAUACUUCAUUAGCAAAAUUAGAGGGAGGAGGUAUUUAUAUUAUUCCAUCUGAAAUUAAAAAUUAAAUUGAGUUUUUCGAUCUAAAAAUUAAAGAUUGCUUUUCUUUGAAAAACUCAUUUUUUUCUUAUUCCUCUGGUAAAAUUGAAAAUUUAGUUUCAAAUAUAAAAUUUUAAAGUUUAAAUUUUAUUCAAACACAAUAGGGUUUGUUUAUGUAUCUAUCUAUGUUUGAGAAAAUAACUAAUACAUAAGCUAAUUAAAUGGCAAAUUCAAACCCAUUAAUAUAUGCUGACUUUUGUAAUUUUACAUUGUAAAAUUGUAACUUUUAUUCAACUUAUAUUUAAUUUUUGUUGUAUAUAGAACAAGCUGAUAAUAUUCUGUUAGCUAACGUUAAAGUUAUCAAUAGCUCAAUUUUAAAUUCUCCUUUAUUCAAAAUAAAUUUAAAGAAAGGUAAUUUUUAAUUUAUUAAUCCUAGAAUUUCCGGGGUAAUUAAAAAUUUUUAAUUUAUUACUUAGUAAUGUUCUAUCUUUUAAACAGAUUUAAGAAGAAAUUUGUAGCAUAGAAAUUCAAACAUUAGAAACUUAAAUUUCUUGUCCAUAUGAAUCUUAGAAUGAUAUUAUUAAUAUAAAGGAACCAGAAUUUACUUUUUAAAGAUCAAAUCAACUACUUUGUAAUCAAAUUUUAAUAUUUUCAAGUAUUGGAUUUAAUUUUAGUCUUUUUGAAAUCGACUAAUUAAAUUCUAAACACAAAUUAAUUUUGAAUAAAGUAAGCUUUCAAAAUUCAAUUUGUGAAACAUGUUAGUUUGGUCUUUUAAGAAUUCUUGGCUUUGAUUAAAUUUAAGCAACUAAUAUGAAUUUUUCAUAUAUUUAGAUAGAAAAUUGUAAAUGUGGAAAUACAGGAUGUCUAUCAAUUAUAAGAUCAGUUGAUGUACCAAUCAAUGAAAAUGAUUUAUAAAUUAAUAAUCGUUUAUUGAGAGAGAUUAAUUAUGAUAAAAUAGAAAGCUAAAUGAAUUAAUAGUUAUUAAUAGCUAGAAGUUAAUUUAAAAAUAAUUCAGCACUAUUAGGAGGUUCAUUAUUUUUAGUUGAUGUUGAAACAUUAAUCAGAUAAUGCGUAUUUUAUUUUAAUUCUGCUCAAAAAGGAGGAGCUAUCUACUUUAACUCUUAAGAAAAGUAAUUGUUAAUAUUAGAAACUGAUAUAUCAUUUAAUUUUGCAUAAAUUGGUGGAGGAUUGUUCAUUAUUUCCCAGUAUUUAUAAUAAACAAAAGAAUUAGAUGUUAUUUUGAUUAAUAAUAAUUCAACUCUUUAUGGUAAUGAUGUAUUAGAGAAACCAAGAACUCUAACAUUAUCAUUAGAUGGAGGAUUAACUUUUUUAGAUAAAAAAACCUUAAUUAGUUCUGAGACUGAAUUAAUUGAACAAAUAAUAAUCAAUCCUUAUAAAACUUAUGGGAUUCCAAAUAAGUUAAUUUUUUUGACAUUACCAUCUGGAUAACCAAUAUCAAAUUAUGAAUAUUUUGAUCGAUUCACUUUUGAAACUAUUUCAUAUGAAUAUAAAUUUAGAAUUAUAGUUUUAGACAAGUUUUAAAAGUAAACAAAAGGAUUAAAUACAUUUUAAUGUCAGCUAUCUCCUAUAGUCUAUAAUUUCACUGCUUAAGCUGAAUAACUAGAUACUAAAUUUAGUCUAUCUUUUUAUAAUGUUACUUAUAAUUAAUCUAGUGGAGAUUAUAAUUUAGAUAAUCUAAUUAUUUAUUUUAAUCCAAAUUAUGGUAAAGAUUUGGUUUUAAGAUUAUAUAUAUCAUGUGAUUUUGUUUAAAUACCAUUAUAUGAUGAUAAACCUCCUUUUUUGAUAAAAAAAAGUUUAGAUUUAUACAAAAUAUUUGUUGACAUUUAAACAUUUCCAUGCUAAAUUGGAGAAUUUUUGAAUUAUACUUCAGGAGGAUGUGUUAUUUGUGAUGCUUAUAAAAAUUAAUAUUCUGUAAAAUUAGAAGCUAUCAGUUGCAGUUUUAAGGAUGAUUCAAAAAUAAAUUCAAUUAAAUCAUAAAUGAUUGAAUUAAGAAAUAAUUAUUGGAGAGCCUAUUAUUAUAGUGAUGUGAUUGAAUAUUGUUACAAUUUUCCAUUAAAUUGUAAAGGAGGAUGGAUACCAGGAGAAUUAUCUUGUUUAUUAGGACAUAUUGGAGCUUUAUGUGAAUAAUGUGAUUUAUAUAAUGUAAGAGGUGAUGGCUAAUUUUCAAUAAGUUAAGAAUUUCAAUGUGGAAAUUGUAAUUAAAUUUCCUAUAACAUUAUAAUUACAAUAUUAAUUAGUCUAUGGACUAUAUUUUCAGUAUUAAUAUCAGUUACUAGUACUGUUGAAAUGCUGAAAGAUUUUAUUAGAGGUUUAAGAAUAAAGUUUUUUGGAGUCAAUCAUAUUAUUAAAGAAGCUUCACCUGCUAUUUUAAUUAAAAUAUUUACAAAUUACUUAUAAAUAAUCUAAGCCAUCUCAAAUUUUUAAUUAGAAGUACCUUAUAAUCUACUUGUUGUACUAGAAGGUUUUGCUAAUCCUAUUGGAUCUAUGGUUUACUCAUUAGAUUGUUUCAUCAUAGAUUUUUCUAGCAUUUCAAUUAUUUAUUUUAAAAUAAUUUGGAGUUUGAUUAUGGCAUCCUUUUAUUUAAAGACUUUUUUUCUUUUGCUUGGAAUUGCUAUUUCUACAAAACUCAUUAGGCUUGAAAUUUCAUAUAUUUCAACUCCUUUUAUUUAUUUAUUCAUUUAUUUAUAACCUAAUUUAGUUGGUUAGAUAAUUUCAUUAUUAUCUUAUAGAAAGAUUUCUGAAUAGUAUUGGAUUUAGGGAAAUGUCUCAUAUAGAUAUGAUACAGAAUUUCAUUAAAAAUGGACUUAUUCUUUUUGUCUACCUCUAUUAAUACUAUUUGGUUUUUUAAUUCCAAGUUUUUUAUUUUAUGGACUAUUUAAAAAUAAUAAACAAUUAGAUAAAAUAAUCAUAAGAAAAACAUGGGGAUAUUUAUAUAAUGAAUACAAAAUUUAUGCCUAUUAUUGGGAAACAUUGAAGAUUAUUUAAAAGGAAGCAAUAAUAAUAGUACUAAUUUACUAUCAUGAUCAUAUAUAAAUUAAAGCUUCGAUCGUCUUUCUUAUAUUAUUUGGUUAUAGCUUUUUAACUACUUCUUAUAAACCGUAUACAACUGGAUAAUUAAACAGAUUAGACACCCAAUCUACAAUCAUUUGUGCUUUAUCAAUUAUUGUGGCCAGUUGUAUCUAUACUGCCUAAUAAUAAAGUUUAAAUGAACUUAUCUUACCUUCUUACAUUAUAAUAGGCUCAGUUAAUUCUUUUUAUGUUAUAAAAAUGCUAAUAUAAAUUAUUUUAUCAUAUUUUAACAAACUAGACAAAAUAUUUGAAAAGUUUUCAGGAACGAUUAUAAGAAAUUUUCCUCAUAUAAUUUCACAUUAUCCUAAAAUUUAUAACUUUUUAGAAGGGAGGAAAUAAAAACAAUUAAGAAUUAGAAGAAAAUACAGUUAAUUAAGGGAUUAUCUUUUACCUAAAGCUAAACGAAUUCUACAAUUUAAGAAGUAUUAUUAUUAUGAAUUAAUAGGCUUAAUGAAAAAGUUCCAUCUCUUAAUCAAAUUAGUUUAAAGCGGUUGGAACUAGAAUAAAAUUUAAUUAUAACACCAUAAAUUAAAAGUCUUUAGAGUGAAGUAGCCUUAAAUUCAAGUUAAUUACUAUCAGAAAGAAUGAACUCAAAACAAUUAAUGAAAGAUUCUGAAACUAACUAAAAAUCCUUGUUUUACAUUUUUCAAAAAGCUAAUGACAAAAAAUAUAAUUAGAACUCUAAAAUAUGA